UGCAUAUUCUGGAUGAGUUUAAGAUAUUUUCAUUCAAAUAGAUGGUAGUUUGCACUCUCUCAUCUCAGGGUCUGAGAGUAAAUGAACUAGCUAAUUUCUGAUAUGAUGAAGUAAAUGCAGAGAAUAGCUUGCUGUAAAUCAUGAAAAGAGAUUAUUAAAUAGAUGUUGACUAUGAUCUUUGUGAAACUCAAUAGAACACCAAAAAUUUCAGGAGUUUGUGAGAAGAGCUCUAAAUAAUAGAGAAAAUAAAAUCUUGAGAGAGAAGUCUGUGUCGUCUACUCAUCCUGAGAUGUCCGACAUAUUUCAGAAAUUGAGUAUGAUUUUGUACAAGCUUAAAGCCCUACUCUCUGCCAGCUUCCAGAGGCACCAUUCUUCAUUAUUACAAUAAAUAAGGUUGGGAGGAGAAUAAUGCUAAAUAAGAAGGUGGCAAGAGAAAGUGAAGAGUCUAGAAGAGAGGCUUUCACAGAUGAAAGACUAUAUUCAGAAGUGCAAGGAAGGUGCUCAGUCUGUUAAAAAGAAUAAGUAAAUCCUAGUCAAUUUGUUUCAAAAUAAUUUAAUCUGCAGAUAUCAAAAGAUUGUUGGACACUUGUAAAACUUUACUUGAGAGUACUGUACUCUCAGAAUUUUAUCCUAAUAUAUCUUAACUAUAAAAAUUUAAUCCAAACUCUGACUUCGCUUCUAAGGCUAUACCAAAAGUAUCGGGGAAGUUAAAACAAAGUUAGAGACCUAGCUGACGUCUGUCAAAAUAAAUCUGAGCUUCCACGAAGUGAGGAGUA
Molecule: messenger RNA, 776 nt
Organism: Moneuplotes crassus
Lineage: Eukaryota; Ciliophora; Spirotrichea; Euplotida; Euplotidae
Source: the annotation of a GenBank genome assembly